This is a messenger RNA of Salvia miltiorrhiza (redroot sage), 4878 nucleotides long. RefSeq lists its product as uncharacterized. Bases 1 to 4878 code for a protein of 1625 amino acids. The transcript has 2 exons. NCBI's taxonomy places the organism in Eukaryota, Viridiplantae, Streptophyta, Magnoliopsida, Lamiales, Lamiaceae. The record is from RefSeq and is a predicted model, not a curated record. Gene Ontology annotation, molecular function: nucleic acid binding.
AUGGUUGGUAUUAUUGAGCCUAAGUCUGCUUUCAAUCGUGCUUCGGUUCCGUACUGGAGGGCCAUCAACUUGGUUCCGAUUCAUCAAAACCAAAGAACAGAUAUGUGCUCUAACAUCUGGAUUUUUGCAAAUCCUAAUCUCACUUUUCAAAUCAUUUUUUCCUCUGAUCAAACUGUUAUCAUCGACUGCAUUUGGCAGGGUUUUGAUUACAGGGUGGCGUUCGUUCACGGUGCUAAUUCUCAUCAGAUGAGACGUCAAAUGUGGAUUGAUCUUCUCGGCUACUUGAAUGAGUAUUAUGUCAUCAUUGGAGACUUCAAUGCUGUUAAAGGGGCGCAUGAACGUAUAAGUACCUGCAUGCCUGCAGCUGCGGCCUGCAAAGACUUUUGUGAUUUCAUUGACUACUCUGGUCUUGUGGAAUCGCCAACUACGGGUCUUAGAUUCACUUGGUCUGGAAGACGUUUUAUGCCGUCGCACGUUGAGUCGAUUCUUGAUCGGGCUUUUUAUACGGCUUCUUUUGCAGAUCAUUGGCAAAGUGUUCAUACUCAUGUCUUCCCCAGGAUCACGUCGGAUCACUCCCCGAUUGCUCUGAUGUGCCAACAAACUAACAAUAUUCAAAGGCGGUUUUUCAAAUUUCUGAACAUGUGGACCGAGCAUCCAGAGUUCAGCGAUCUGGUAACUAGCUCUUGGACGGGGACGACAGCUGCUUCGUGCCCCAUUUAUACUGUCAUGUCUAAGCUUAAGCGCCUUCGGAAAGACAUUACGGCUUGGAAUAGAACGGUCUUUGGCAAUGUGGAUAGAUUGGUGAUGGAAACGCAGCAGGAACUCCUGCUUAUUCAAGAACAAAUUGCUCAAGAUGGCUAUACGGAGGAGUUGUUUAAUCGAGAAGUGGCUGCUCAAGCUACUGUUAAUGUGCAUCUUUCUCGAAAAAAUUCUCUCCUGCAACAAAAGAGUCGCGUCAAAUGGCUGCAUGAUGGAGACCGUAAUACUGCUUUCUUUCAUAACAUGCUUCGGUACAAGCAGAGACGGCAGGAGAUCUUACAUUUGCAGGUCAACGGCACUAUGAGUUAUGAUCAGCAGAUGAUUGAAGAUCACAUUGUGGAUUUCUUCUCUAUUCUUUUUAAUGCGCCUGACUCUGAUGUGGGAGAUAUCACGGCGAUUGAGGCGGUCAUUGAUCAUAUGGUAUCUGAUGAUCAAAAUUUGAUGCUUGUUAGAAUUCCUGACGAUGAGGAAAUUACUGCGGCUGUUUUUGACCUUGAUGCAAAUAGCGCUGCGGGACCUGACGGCUUUACUGGAAAAAAUUUUCACGUUUGCUGGCAAACUAUUAAGGUCGACAUCUGGAAAGCUGCUCGCGCUUUCUUCACGCGUUCUUACCUGCCGAAUGGUUGUAAUUCUAACACUCUCAUCAUGAUUCCAAAGAAAGAGGACGUGACCUCGGUUACUGAUCUCCGUCCAAUUGUCUUGUCGAAUUUUUUCUUCAAGAUCAUUUCCAAAAUUCUUGCCAGGAGACUCAAUAUCGUUGCUGAAAAAUGUGUUUCUCCGAACCAGUUUGGUUUUAUUAGUGGCCGGGCUAUCCAUGACUGCAUUAUGCUCGGCUCGGAGGGCGUCAAUUGUAUGAAUCGUUCCAAUGGCGGAAGGAAUAUGACUUGCAAAAUUGAUAUCUCGAAAGCCUUUGAUACCCUUCGUUGGGACUUUUUGUUGGAUGUUUUGAGAGUCGGCGGUUAUGAUAGUAAAUUCAUUAGAUGGAUUGAAGUGAUCCUACACUCGGCAAAGUUAUCUAUCCUUGUAAAUGGGAAACUUUGUGGGUAUUUCAGCUGCUCGAGAGGAGUCAGACAGGGUGAUCCCCUCUUCCCCAUUUUAUUUGGGAUUGCAGAGGAUGUUCUCAGCGCUUUAUUCCACAACUGUGUUUCUUCUGAUCAUUUGCAUCCCAUGAAAUACAAUCGACGGCAGAGCUUCCCCACUCAUCUGCUCUAUGCCGAUGACAUAUUAGUUUUCUGCAAGGCGUCUGUGCAGAACGCUAAGACUCUGAAGAAAAUCCUGGACUUCUAUAGUUCCAUAUCUGGGCAACAAGUUUCGUUGGCCAAAUCUCAUGUUUUCUAUGCGAACAAAGUGGAUCUAAGGCUUCAGAGGAAAAUUAAUCGUCAACUUGGUUUUGCUAUUGGCACGAUGCCUUUCACCUAUCUUGGUGUUCCUAUCUUUGUUGGUAGAGUCAAAGCUUCGUACUUAAGAGCGAUUCAUGAUCGCAUUGCGGCCAAAUUUUCAAGAUGGAAAGGUUUGCAACUUUCUAUGGCUGGUAGGUUGUGCCUCAUCAAAUCUGUUAUUCAGAGCUCGGCAACUCAUUCUAUGCUUGUUUACAGAUGGCCAAGAUCGCUUAUUCACAAUCUUGAUAAGCUUUGCAGGAACUUCCUUUGGUCUGGAGAUGUUAAUAAACGGGGCAGCUGCCCUGUUAACUGGGAAAGAGUUUGUUCCAUCAAAGAGGAAGGCGGGCUUGGUUUAAAGUCUUUUGCUUUGAUGAAUAAGUGCUAUCUUAUGAAAAUGGCAUGGAACAUCAUACGGGGCAAGGAUUUUGGUUACUCGUUACUCAAGGUGCGUUACCUGGAUAAUUUCUCUCACGCUCGACCAAAUGUCAGCUCCUCUAUUUGGCUUGGAAUUCACGAUGAGAUUUCACCCCUUGUGGAGGACUCGUACAGCUUUAUUGGAAAUGGGGAAAGCACCAAUUUUUGGAAAGAUGAUUGGAUUGGCUAUAAACUUGCUGACAGGUGCGCCGUUCCUGUUCUCUUCCUGGAUUCGCUCAACUUCACUGUGGCUGAUUAUUUUUAUGACGGUGUCUGGCACUUCACCCAGAAUUUCGUCAACAAUUUUCCUGAAGUCGUCUGCGAUAUUCUUCUUCUGCCAAUUGGGACAGAUUCGGACACUAGGUUUUGGAAGAAUUCGGUUCAUGGUCAAGUUACCUCUGCUCUUGCCUUUGCGAAUAACUGUCACCGAUUUCCACAAGUCACCUGGGGUACUUGGAUAUGGGAAAGAUUUAUUCCCAUGCGUAGAUCGAUGGUUGUGUGGCGGGUUCUGCACAAUCGCCUGCCUACUUAUGACAGCUUAAUUAGGCACGGCCUAAUUAAGCCUAAUCAUUGCCCUUUCUGCUUCCGCAAUAAUGAAUCCAUUGAUCACAUUUUUUGGAGCUGCAUGUUGGUUCGUGAGACUUGGAUUGAGUUCUUAGAUUGGUUUAAUUUUGGUCAGAGUGAUCACAUACCGGGUAUUCACAAUUUUUUGGCCAUCGCCUGGAAUCUCAAACAUAGCUCACAAGUGAAUUCUUUUUGGAAGGCUGGAAUUAUCACGUUUAUUUGGAUGAUUUGGGUUAUACGUAAUGAUUGUGUGUUUGAGAAUCAUACUUUCUCCAAAUUUCGCUUGCUCAGGAUGGUUAAAGUGACUUUUAAAGAGGUGGAUAUGUUUCAGAAUCUUGGGCACAUGCACAAUUCCUGGAGUGACUAUUUAACUCUGCGUCACAUUGGAGUUAAGUCUAGAGCUGCGGCUCCGCCUUUAUUCAGAUCUGUACAUUGGUGGCCGCCUGUUUCCCCAUGGAUCAAAGUUAACACCGAUGGGUCGGCACAGGGCAGUCCGGGCAAUAUCGCUGCGGGCGGAGUUUUUCGAGAUCACUUUGCUUGGGUUCGAGGGUGUUUUCACUAUAAGGCGGGUGUUGGUUACGCCUUUGAAGCUGAGCUUCUCGCGGUCAUUAUCGCCGUCCAAAUCGCCCAUAGCAAGGGAUCUCUCAUAUUUACCGGGAAGGUAAUAAACCUGCGGACAUCAUGGCAAAUCCUACUAGGUCUGAAGGCUGGUGGCCUUAUGAGGUCGAGGACAUCAAAAAGGCUGUUCGGCUUGAUAUGGGAUCUCACAGCCACACACGCAUUAUUCAUGGCAAAUGAUCUACAGGAGGUUUUAUGGUGUUGUUUGGCUCGGGCCUCUUUUCAAACACCUGCAAGAUGGGGUUUAAGAAGCUGUUUUUUUGGAGCUGGGGAUGGCGGUGUUCAGGGCAGUUCGGCGCUGACUGUUGCCGUUUGGAUCUUGUUGGAUCUCCGAGGUUGGCGUCAAAGCAUGCGCCGCGUUGAGUCUCUCUGGGAUUCAGUUGUUUCUGUCAUCGACAUUCUGUUUUUUGGAGUUUUGUCUCCGAUUGUUUGUUUUCUUCAAAGAAUUCUUACGUUCAGUUGGCACCUCUCUGUCAAUUGGUUUUGGUUCAGGUCUUUUCACAAACACCUGCUAGGUGAUGCUUGUCAGCAGACGAACCGAUCUUUUUGGAGCAGAAGAGGGGUGAAGCGCUGCAGUUGGUGGGUGAGCAAUGCGGAGGAGAAUGGCGUCGUGUGGGAUUGGGGUGUCGGCGGUGCUCUUUCAGUGCCCGGGUGCGCUCGGCGCUGGGGCGUCGUUGGUCGGACCUCGUUGGAUCUCCGCGUUUGGCUCCUGAGGAAGCCUCGCGUUGAGUCUACUUGCGAAUCAGUUGCUCCAGUCAUUGACGUGCUGAUUCUUGGAGUUUUAGCUCCAGUUCUUUGGUCUUCGUAUAUGUUAAGCUGGCAACCCCCAGCCUUUGGGCUUUACUGGUUUGGGAUCUUCUACAAACAGCUGCUGGGCAUUCUCGUUGAGGGGCAGCAGGUGGCCUGGUCUCGCCACCUUUGGGGUUUUUGUUUUGGUCAACGCUCUUGCUUGUCGGGCUGUUCGGAUAUGGGGAUGGGUGAUGUGCCACAUUGGUGGGUGAAGCAGUUCGUUGGCGUUUGGUGUCGGGAUGGGAUGGGGUGUCGGCGGUGCUUUUUCAGUGCUCGGGUGCGCUCGGCACUGGGGCAUCGCUGGUCGGGCUCCUUUGGUUUUCUGCGUUUGGUUUUUUGGACUUUCUCGCAGUGA